Messenger RNA from Coccidioides immitis RS, 276 nucleotides. RefSeq lists its product as uncharacterized. The transcript is spliced from 2 exons. Lineage: Eukaryota; Fungi; Ascomycota; Eurotiomycetes; Onygenales; Onygenaceae. The record is from RefSeq and is a predicted model, not a curated record. The coding region runs from base 1 to 276 and encodes 91 amino acids.
AUGACAGAACGCGGAGUACGAAUAGAUGUUUAUUCCGCCGUCGGUCUCAGUGCCAACCGGACCCCGUCUGCUCGCGGCAAGUUCACCGUCGGGUGCCUGUACGAGUCGCAUUCGUGCAGGGGGGUGAAGGACGCGAGUGAGACCCCGCCACGGACCCCUCGACCGACCACUGUGCUUCUGCGCCGACAGCAGCAUGGUCUCGACAGGGUUCGACGGCAGCAGAGCGACCAAGUUCCCCAGAACCCUCUCUCUCCACUCGCAGCCGUUCGAAGCUGA